Messenger RNA from Oryzias latipes (Japanese medaka), 1720 nucleotides. It is a transcript of the gene chp1, whose product is annotated as calcineurin-like EF-hand protein 1. Gene Ontology annotation, molecular function: calcium ion binding. The record is from RefSeq and is a predicted model, not a curated record. Lineage: Eukaryota; Metazoa; Chordata; Actinopteri; Beloniformes; Adrianichthyidae.
GGUGGCGGCAGCGCAUCUUUUCACCGUUAGCCGCCAUCUAUUGAUACACAGAAGAAGAGGAAGAAUGACAAAACUGCUCUCAGCGAGACCGAAGGAAACUUGAAAGUUACCGACGCCACAGGUCGAGUUGUACGACGGGAGCUCCGAACGCGGUUCUUUGGGCGGAACCGGACUCGUGACGCCUGUCAGACCCGCCUCAGCUGUUCGGACCCGGUGGCUUUUUCGCAUUUUUUUAGUUAGCUGCUUUGCUAACUUGGACAUUCGGGUUCUAUCAGCUGGUUUCGUUGCGCAAGAAGAAGACCCGGUGGCGCUUCGCUGCUCUCCGUGAUGGGAUCCAGGGCGUCGACGUUACUUCGAGAAGAAGAAAUCGAAGAAAUUAAAAAAGAGACUGGCUUCUCCCACAGUCAGAUCACUCGACUCUACAGCCGCUUCACCAGCCUGGACAAAGGGGAGAAUGGCACGCUCAGCCGAGAGGAUUUCCAGAGGAUCCCGGAGCUGGCCAUCAACCCUCUGGGAGACCGAAUCAUCAACGCCUUCUUCCCCGACGGAGAGGAUCAGGUGAACUUCAGAGGCUUCAUGCGGACCCUGGCUCACUUCCGGCCGGUCGAGGACAACGAGAAGAACAAGAACCUGUCCAACACGGAGCCGCUCAACAGCCGCACAAACAAACUGCACUUUGCCUUCCAGCUGUACGACCUGGACCGGGAUGACAAAAUCUCUCGGGACGAGUUGCUGCAGGUGCUGCGGAUGAUGGUGGGCGUGAACAUCUCAGACGAGCAGCUGGGCAGCAUCGCCGACAGGACCAUCCAGGAGGCGGACACCAACGGAGACGGAUGCAUCUCCUUCACCGAGUUCAUCAAGGUCUUGGAGAAAGUGGACGUGGAGCAGAAGAUGAGCAUCCGGUUCCUGCACUAACUCUUUCUUUUGUUUUACUUCUUAAAAUGAGUCCAAACUUUUUUUUUCCUCCAUUGAUGCCAGAAAAAUGACUUCAUCCAGCGCCUCAGAUGGCUGCCACUGCUCCCCCAUUACCGCAGUAAAUCUCCCGCCUUUGCACUGCUUCGCUAACGUAGGGAAACGUGUCAGUGUGUUUCCCACCAUGCAGCAUCAUAGAAACAGCUUUUCAGUGGGCAUGAGAUCAAGAACGUCUUCACCUUUCAGACGCAGUUCACUCCUGCUGCUCACGUUUCACACGCUUCUGUAUUUGUAUGCAGCAGUUCAGACAGCAGCACCAUUUCCAAAUCAAAGCCAGCCGCUGGAGUGUCUUUGAUUCUGUAAAAUGUCGGCUCUAGUUUGUUCUCAUGUAAAACAAUAAGUGAUUUAUUCCGGUUGUUGUUGGUUAACCAAAGCCGAACCCGCUGACGUCAGUAUGAGCAUAGGAGUCUUGAAUUCACGCCUGACAGCCGCUGGACUUCAUGUCAGAAGGAUUUAACGCGUUUUCCCGCUGUGUAACUGCUGGAUCUGAUGCAUAAAACGGUUUUCCUUUUUCCUGUUUCAAGUGCAAAUGAGGAAAAAACACUAUUUUAUUUAUUUCCCAUCUUAUCUGCUCCAGAUCUGCUUUGUGUCACGUGGCAUUCGAACUUUAAAUACGAUGUAAUCUAUAAUGUCAGCCAAAUCCUCUGGAGGAUGAAAGCGUUAUUAAACCAAAAUCAGCUGUUAUUUGUAUUGUAUGUUGAUAUUAAAGUGAUUUCUGAAUCAAUUUGAAUAAACAAGGUGCCAUUCA